Messenger RNA from Didymodactylos carnosus, 740 nucleotides. Lineage: Eukaryota; Metazoa; Rotifera; Eurotatoria; Philodinida; Philodinidae. The record is from the annotation of a GenBank genome assembly.
CAUUUGCCAACAAGGUGAAAAACGAGAGUGUUACCCUUAAAGUUAAAUUUACAAAUCUUACUCAUCUCAUUGAUUUUUCAGGUGUCUUCACAGAACAUCUUGAAGAUGAUCACGUUAUAAUUGAACGAAAAAUAUUUGCUUAUCAAGAAUACAAUGAAUUAAUUAUAUCACAUAUUCAAAUCACACGAAAACAAUCUAGUUUUGGAAGUAUAAAUAUCCCCGUUAUUAUCACUGAAGAAACUGCGAGCGAUGAUUUUGAUUUCAAAGUAUCAAGAAAUAACGAUUUCGUAUUUUUUGAUGGUACAACAAAAGAAGUUGAAGAUAAUCAAUUUCAAGAUGAAAAAUUAAAAGUUUAUAUCUAUUAUACACCACUACCUCAUGCUGGUCUUGAAUUGGAUGAAACUGAAACAACAAAAGUAUUUGUACACGUAUCAUCAAUGGAUACAAAUCAACAGAAUGCCAAGAAAAGUUUCGACUAUGCAACUGAGUUAAUCUCACAAGGACGUUCAAUCGAACUGUACGAUAAUCAAGUAGAUGCUUGGAUGAAAGUUUGGUCUAGUGGUCGAAUUGAAGUUGAUAAUGUUGAAUUGCAACGUCAAAUCAAUAGUGCAUAUUAUUAUUUAUUGAGUUCACUUCCAGCAUUAAACACAAAAUCAGAUAAAAAACAAUUUUAUGGACUUAGUCCAGGAAGUCUUAGCAGAGGUGGAAAAUUAGGAGAAGAUUAUGGAGGUAAAAUUUAG